Eutrema salsugineum is the source of this 735-nucleotide messenger RNA. Its product is annotated as extensin-2. The transcript is spliced from 2 exons. Gene Ontology annotation, molecular function: structural constituent of cell wall. The annotation marks the transcript as partial. Gene Ontology annotation, biological process: plant-type cell wall organization. NCBI's taxonomy places the organism in Eukaryota, Viridiplantae, Streptophyta, Magnoliopsida, Brassicales, Brassicaceae. The record is from RefSeq and is a predicted model, not a curated record.
UAUGUCUACUCCUCUCCACCACCACCAUCAUACUCUCCUUCUCCAAUGGCCGAAUACAAAUCUCCUCCCCCGCCCUACACGUAUAGCUCUCCACCACCACCAGUAUACAGCUCUCCUGCACCAAAGGUUGAUUACAUGUCUCCACCACCUCCUUAUGUAUACAGUUCUCCACCACCUCCACCUUAUUAUUCGCCAUCUCCUAAGGUAGACUAUAAGUCUCCACCACCCCCAUACGUUUACAGUUCUCCACCACCACCGUACUAUUCACCUUCUCCAAAGGUGGACUACAAAUCUCCACCACCUCCUUAUGUCUACAGUUCCCCACCACCACCUCCUUACGUCUACAACUCUCCACCACCACCACCAUACUACUCACCUUCUCCAAAGGUGGACUACAAAUCUCCACCACCCCCUUAUGUUUACAGCUCCCCACCACCACCCCCAUACGUCUACAAUUCUCCACCACCACCGCCAUACUACUCACCUUCUCCCAAGGUAGACUAUAAGUCUCCACCACCUCCUUACGUCUACAGUUCUCCACCACCACCAUACUAUUCACCUUCUCCAAAGCCCGCAUACAAGUCUCCACCACCUCCAUACGUUUAUAAUUCUCCACCACCACCAUACUACUCACCUUCCCCUAAGGUUGAAUACAAAUCUCCACCACCUCCUUACGUCUACAGCUCAACCCCACCACCAUACUACUCACCUUCCAUUUUCCCCCAAAAGUUUUAA